UAAGCAAAAAAACAACCAACCUAAGUUCCUAACAUAAAAACUGAAAAAUAAUGUUCCGAAGCAACGCCACCUAAAACGUAAAAACCGACUCCGGCAGACGGCAGUCCUCUUAUUCCGUCGCCUAUUUUCAGAGAGAGAGAAUGGAGGACGAACACAAGCUUUCCUCUUCAACUUCUGCUCUAGAUUCCUCUAACAUCGGAUUUCAGCUGUUGAAGAAGCAUGGUUGGAAGGAAGGAACCGGUCUUGGUGCUUCUCAACAGGGUAGGCUAGAGCCUGUGGAAACAUAUGUUAAAAAGAACAAAAGAGGUUUGGGAGCAGAAAAAGGGAAAAAGAAGACCUUGCAAUCAUCCACUACCACCACCUCUGAUGAGAAGGAGAAAACAGAGAAAAUGUCAAAAAAGGAGAAAGCACUCACAAAAAGGAUGAGGAAACUGCUGGAUGAAGAUAAGCGUCGGCAAGAGAAUGAGGCUCGACAAGCAUUCUUCAAAGAGUUUUGGCCAGAUAAUGUCUGACAUUGGGCUCACAAGGACGACGAAUUGCAUUAUUUGUUAAAUGAGACAAUUAUCAGGACUUGAGCAUGCUCGUCAGUCGUCAAGAUGGACGUUCUAGCCGCGAACCAAUUUGAAUGUGUGCUCUCCCUAAAACUGAAGGCAUAACUUUGAAGUGUAUGCUUAUGUUGCUCCAUUUUUGUCAUUAUUCCUGCAGACUUUUUAAUAGUUGUAUGGCUUGUACAUAAUUUUUGGAUGUAUGAUUUAUAGAAUGUUAGUAAUUGCCAAGGGAUUUAGCAAGCACUUGGGUCGAUCGAUCUUCUA
Spinacia oleracea (spinach) is the source of this 812-nucleotide messenger RNA. RefSeq lists its product as uncharacterized. Gene Ontology annotation, molecular function: nucleic acid binding. The record is from RefSeq and is a predicted model, not a curated record. Lineage: Eukaryota; Viridiplantae; Streptophyta; Magnoliopsida; Caryophyllales; Amaranthaceae. The transcript is spliced from 5 exons. The coding region runs from base 141 to 512 and encodes 123 amino acids.